AUGGAUCAGAACUUGUUCGGAGGAGUCCCCAGGUUUCUCACCCGCCCAAAGGCAUGCUCAGUGUGUGUAGGCAAAGACGCCACACUUAGCUGCACUAUCGUGGGCAGCCCGACCCCGCUGAUAAGCUGGGAGAAGGACAAGCUGAAGCUGACAUCUGGGGGACGUUUCAAAACCGUGGAGGAUGGAAAUCUGUACCGCCUGACCAUCUAUGACUUAACACUGGAGGACAAUGGCCAAUUCAUGUGCCGGGCCAAAAACACAGUUGGGGAGGCUUAUGCUGCUGUUACCCUCAAAGUGGCCCUGCAAACAGAGAUGGCUCAGAGGGCCCCUGUUUUCAUGGUUAAGCCUACCUCUACACGUGUAUGUUUGGGAGGCGAUGUGGUUUUCCACUGCCGGGUUGCAGCCCACCCUGAUCCCAACUUUGAUUGGGAGAAAGAUGGGCGCUACUUGGGCGAGUCAAAUCGUAUCAAGAUUGUUUCCGACACCGACAGCAGCACCCUGAAUAUCCAAAGUGUGCGUAACCUGGACAGCGGCACCUACACCUGCAGGGCCCAGAACACCGUUGGUCGUUCACACUCUGCAGCAGCUCUCGUUGUAGAUGCCCAGGAUUCCCUCCAUCUGUCCGCAGACAAGAACACCUCCUCUCUCCUCUCUCACCUACAAAAGCGCAAGGAGGAAAUGAAGAAGGACAUCUCUAUCUAUCGCACUGAAGAAAGCAGAUCCUCUGGUUCCUCCUCCACCAAGACCAGCAUCACAGAUAGUUUGAGUUCUCUGAGUCAGGAACAUGAGCUGAGGGCAUCUGCGCUGGCAAAGCUGCCCAAAGGUGUGUUCACCCGUACCUGCACGGUGACUGAAGGCAAGCAUGCCAAACUCAGCUGCUUUGUGACGGGUCAUCCUAAACCCCACAUCAUCUGGAGGAAGGAUGGAUCAAACAUCAGCGAGGGCCGCAGGCAUGUCAUUUAUGAGGACCAAGCUGAGAACUUCAUCCUCAAGGUCCUGUACUGCAAACAGACCGAUAAUGGUCUCUACACCUGCAAUGCCACCAAUAUGGCUGGCCAGACCUACAGUGCUGUGUUGGUGACAGUCAAAGAGCCUAAGGUGCCAUUCAGGAGGAAGCUGCAGGAUGUGGAGGUGCAGGAGAAGACGUCAGCCACCCUGCUGUGUGAGGUGCCUGUUAGUGCCACCCAGGCCAGCUGGUUCAUGGAGGAGACGAAGCUGGAUCAAAGCACCAAAUAUUACAUGGAGCAGGAAGGCACCCUGCUUCGCCUCACCAUUCACAACGUCACCACCAACGACGAUGGUGUUUAUAUCUGCGAGAUGAAGGAAGGCAGCCGCACUGUGGCUGAGCUCACCGUCCUGGGCAAUAUUACUAAGAAGCUUCCCCGGAGGACAGUGGUCCCUGUCAGCGACACUGUCAUCUUCUGUGUGGAGCUGGAGCGUCCUUUCCCAGAUGUCUACUGGACCCGCAAUGGCGUGAAGCUGAAGGGAGAUUCCCGUAUCGCAAUCGCCUGCGUGCUCAGACAGUACACACUCACUAUUAGAGAUUGCCAGGCUGAUGACUCAGGAGAAGUGGCCUUCGUGGCGGGAGACUGCAAAACUUCCACACGAUUCUCUGUCACUGCUGCUAGGAAGCAUCCUCCCGAUCCCCCAGUCGAUGCAGUGGUUGCGAACAAGACUGACUCAUCCAUCACCAUCCAGUGGUCUCCUCCGGACAGCGACCGCCCCGUGCCCAUCAAGUGCUACUUUGUGGAGAGGAGGAAGGUUGGCACUCAGACAUGGCAGCGGUGCAACUCUGGAGAAACCAUCCUUUCUACCGAGAUCACCGUCUGCAGCUUCAAAGAAGAAGCCACCUACCAGUUCCGUAUCUCUGCCAUGAAUGACUUUGGCCAGAGUGAUUACCUGGAGGUGCCUGGAAGCUUCUACCUAGAACCCAGUGCUGAAAUCAGGAAAGGCCUGAUGAACAGCACUGCCUUCUUCAGUGAGGAGUUCUCCAUCUCCGUGGAGCUGUCAGCUGUUUGUUCUGCCUUCUGGUCUCUGAAUGGCCGCCUCCUGCGCAGUGGAGGCGACUACCUCAUCACCAGGAUCAAGAACACACACACUCUGCUCAUCCGUAACGUGACCAUGGAAAUGAACGGGACUGAGGUCAAGUUUGUGGGUGGAGGCUCACAAAGCAGUUGCAUCCUGUCUGUGCAGGCUCCUGUUGUUAGGUUCACCAACAAGUCAAACCUACAGGAGGUGUUCUGCAGUGCCCAGGCCACCGCUCAGCUGACUGCUGAGGUGUCAGAUUACGAUGCACAGGUGGUCUGGAUGAGGAAUGGGCGGGAGGUGAAAACGGGGAAGAAGUAUGAAUACAUGAUUGUCGACCGCAAGAGGAUCCUUAUGGUUCACAACGUGACAGAGGAAGAUGUGGGCAUCUAUGAGUGUGCUUUAGCUGAUGACAAAAUAUCCCUGCAGCUCUCUCUUAAAGAUGAACCUGCCAAGUUCCUGAACAAAGCCAGAGGAACCAUGGGAAUGUCAUCAACCCUAAAAGGAGACCUGGAGCUGACCUGUGAGGUUUCUCCAGCCAGCGCGGCCGUGGUGUGGAAGAAAGAUCAAGUGCAGAUCACCGAGGACCAAAGAACGACCACCGUCGCCAAAGGGACUCAAAGGAAACUCAUCAUCAAAAACGCCAAGAAAAGUGACGAAGGACAUUACUCCUGUGAGACAGCAGCAGACAAAGUCACAUUCCAGGUCAAGAUAAAAGAAACUCAGGCAGUAGCCGCCUUCUCCAACAGGGAAUCAGUCCAAAAGGAAGUUAAAGCUACUCUCACCCAGAAAGCUACUCUUAGUUGUGAUGUCUCUGAUAGUAAGAUAGAAGUGAAGUGGUAUAAAGACGGCAAGCAGCUGAUAUCCAGCAGGACGAUAUACUCAGAAGUAAAAGGCAGUACUCGUCAGCUGGUGAUUGAAAAGGUGGAGAAGAGCGAUGCUGGAGAGUAUACGUGUGAAGCGGCAGGGGAUAAGCUGGUCUUCAAGAUAUCUGUCUCAGAGUUCCAAUCAGCCUUCUCGAACAAGGAGUCCGUCCAGAGCGAAGUGAAAGCCACUCUCUCCCAGAAAGCCACUCUGAGCUGUGAGGUAGCUGAUACCAAGACAGAGGUGAAGUGGUACAAGGAGGGCAAGCUGCUGACUUCCAGCAAAACAAUCCAUACAGAGACAAAAGGCAAGAGUCGCCAGCUGGUGAUCGACAGCGUAGAGAAGAAGGAUGCUGGAGAGUACAUCUGUGAGGCUGGGACUGAGAAGCUGGCAUUUAAGAUGCAUGUGGCAGAAGCUCAGUCAGCUUUCUCCAACAAGGAGUCUGUCCAGAAGGAGGUAAAAGCCACUCUAUCUCAGAAAUCCACCCUGAGCUGCGAUGUUUCUGAUACCAAGACAGAGGUGAAGUGGUACAAGGAGGGCAAGCUGCUGACUUCCAGCAAAACAAUCCAUACAGAGACAAAGGGUAAGAGUCGCCAGCUGGUGAUCGACAGCAUAGAGAAGAAGGAUGCUGGAGAGUACAUCUGUGAGGCUGGGACUGAGAAGCUGGUCUUCAAACUCAAUGUGGCAGACACACAGGUCCAGUCUGCCCUUUCUGACAAAGAGUCAGUCCAGAAGGAGGUGAAAGCUAGUCUCUCCCAGGCGGCCACCCUGAGCUGGGAGAUAUCUGAUUCCAAGUCCGAGGUGAAGUGGUACAAGGAUGGCAAACUCAUAAGCACCACUCAGGCGAUCCAUGCAGAGUCAAAAGGCAAGAGUCGCCAGCUGGUGAUCGACAACGUGGAGAAGAAGGAUGCCGGAGAGUACAUGUGUCAAGCUGGGUCUGAGAAGCUGGUCUUUAAAAUGCAUGUAGAAGGUUCUUCUACAGAAGUCCACGCUAAAUCCUCUUUCGUCAACAAAGAGUCUGUCCAGACGGAACUGAAAGCCACUCUCUCCCAGAAAGUGACUCUGAGCUGUGAGGUAGCUGAUACCAAGACAGAGGUGAAGUGGUACAAGGAUGGCAAGCUGCUGACUACCAGCAAAGCCGUCCACAUGGAGUCAAAGGGCAAGAUUCGUGAGCUGGUGAUAGAGAAGAUGGAGAAAAAAGAUGCAGGAGAGUACAUCUGUGAAGUCGGAACUGAAAAACUGGCAAUUAGAGUGCAAUUGACAGAAAUCCAACAGAAGUUAGCAUUUUCCAACAAGGAGUCCGUCCAGAGCGAAGUGAAAGCCACUCUCUCCCAGAAAGCCACUCUGAGCUGUGAGGUAGCUGAUACCAAGACAGAGGUGAAGUGGUACAAGGAGGGCAAGCUGCUGACUUCCAGCAAGACAAUCCAUACAGAGACAAAAGGCAAGAGUCGCCAGCUGGUGAUCGACAGCGUGGAGAAGAAGGAUGCUGGAGAGUACAUCUGUGAGGCUGGGACUGAGAAGAUUGCUUUUAAGAUACAGGUUGCAGAAGCUCAGUCAGCUUUCUCCAACAAGGAGUCUGUCCAGAAGGAGGUAAAAACCACUCUAUCUCAGAAAUCCAUCCUGAGCUGCGAUGUUUCUGAUACCAAGACAGAGGUGAAGUGGUACAAGGAGGGCAAGCUGCUGACUUCCAGCAAAACAAUCCAUACAGAGACAAAGGGUAAAAGUCGCCAGCUGGUGAUAGACAGCGUGGAGAAGAAGGAUGCUGGAGAGUACAUCUGUGAGGCUGGGACUGAGAAGAUUGCUUUUAAGAUACAGGUUGCAGAACCCCCGGCUGGUUUCUCUAACACACAGUCUGUUAAGCAAGAGGUGAAAGCCACUCUCUCCCAGAAAGCCACUCUGAGCUGUGAGGUAGACGAUACAAAGACGGAGGUGAAAUGGUACAAGGAUGGCAAGCUGCUGACUACCAGCAAAGCCGUCCACAUGGAGUCAAAGGGCAAGAUUCGUGAGCUGGUGAUAGAGAAGAUGGAGAAAAAAGAUGCGGGAGAGUACACAUGUGAGGCUGGAACAGAGAAGCUUGUAUUUAAGAUGCAGGUUACAGAUGCAGCUGUCAAGUUCCAGAAAAAGCUUGUCAAGGACACAUGUAUUGUUCAAGCAAGUGAAAAAGUUGUUUUGACCACCGAGCUGACGACAGAGAGUGGUAGUGUGAAGUGGUGCAGAGAUGGUGUGGAGCUCAAGGAGGGCAGCAAGUAUGAAAUGAAAAAAGAAGGCCUUUCUCGUACCCUGAUAGUGAAAUCGUCUGAAUCCAAAGACAGUGGAACAUACUCCUGUCAAACUGCUGAUGACAAACUGGAGUUCAAAGUUCAAGUUAAAGAUUCGGCUUUGAAGUUUGUUGUCCCUUUGAAACCUGCUACAGUGGAUUUGGAAGGCACACUCAGCCUGAUGUGUGAGCUAAAUCAAGCCUCAGGGGAUGUUGUCUGGCAGCAUGAUGGUCGUGAGAUUAAACCUGGAGGCAGGUACUGUGUGAGGACAGAUGGUGCUAAGCGGGUCCUCACCGUGACUGGCAUGACUAAAGAAGAUGAAGGAGAAUACAGCUGUGAAUGUAGAAAUGACAAGACCUCCGCCAAAGUUACCUCAAAAGCACCCAGACUGGUGAGGCUGACUACUAAACUGAACAAUGUGGCUGCCAUGGAGGGAAAAGAUGCAAUUUUCAAGUGUGCUGUCAACCCAGCAGACGUCAACGUUAAAUGGUUCCACAACAGCAUACCCGUCACUGCUGGGCCCAAAUAUAAGAUUGGGCGUGGGGGCAGCAGUCACUCACUCACCAUCACCUCUGUCACACAAAAAGAUGGCGGAGAGAUCAGCGUGGAUGCAGAGGGCAAAAGCUGCAAAGCCAACCUACAAGUGGAGCAUGAACCUGUGACUUUUAAGAAAAUGCUAGAAAACCUGACAGUGGAGGAGCAGAGUGAAGUGAAGCUGGAGUUGGAGCUGAGUAAGGUGUCGGAUGAAGUGAGGUGGAUGAAGAACAGCGUUGUGCUGCAGCCUUCAGGAAACAUGGAGAUUCAGGUCAACGGAGCCAAGCAGGCACUGAUCUUCAAGAGCGUGGCUUAUGCUGACCGGGGCAUCUACUCCUGUGAAACCCUGGAUGACAAAACCCAGGCCAAGCUCAGUGUGGAGAUGAAAAAGAUCCAGGUAAUUAAGGGCCUAACAGAAACCAAGUCACAUGAGACAGAGACGGUAACUCUGGAGGUAGAGCUCAGCCAGGCUGAUGUUGAGGGCUUCUGGACCAGGGAUGGGGCCAAGUUAAAGUCAGGGGCCAACUGCCGUAUCACAGCUUUCGGAAAGAAGCAUUCUUUAACGUUGUCCAAUCUCAAGAGGGAGGACGCAGGAAUGAUUGCCUUCCAAGCAGAAGGAGUUCAUAACUCUGGCACACUGGUUGUCACAGAACUUCCUGCUAUGAUCGCCAAGCCCAUGGUAGAUAUCAGUGUCGCUGAUAAGGAAAAGGUUACUUUUGAAUGUGAAGUGUCCAAAACCAAUGCAGAUGUUAAAUGGUUCAAGGAUGAUGUUGAACUGAAACCAGGGAAGAACUUUGGCAUCCAUUCCUUGGGCCGAAAGCGCAGUUUGGUCAUCAACAAAUGCACCCCUGAAGAUGCAGGCACUUACAUCUGUCGCACUACUGAUGAUAACACCUCAGCUAAACUCACUGUUAAUGCCCGAGAAGUUAAGAUUGUUAAGAAGCUGGAGGAUGUGGAAGUGAUGGAGAAGGAGAGUGCUGCGUUUGUCUGUGAAGUAUCACAUGAUGAAGUUGAAUGCCAAUGGUACAAAGGAAGUACCAAACUCAAAGUCGGUGACAACAUCAAGAUGAGACAAGAGGGCAAAACCUAUGUACUUCUGUUUAAGUCUGUCACCAUUGAAGAUAUGGGUGAGAUUAAAUUCACAGCUGACAAGGCCUCUUCAGCAGCAAAACUGAAAGUGAAAGAGCUGCCUGUCAAGUUUGUGAAGAAACUCAGGGAUAAGAUAGCGAUGUAUAAGCAUCGUGGACAUCUUGAAUGCCAAGUGUCACGUGCCAGCGCAAAGGUGAAGUGGUUCAAGAACAAGACGGAGAUCAAACACGGCAAGAAGUACGAGAUCAAAAGUGAAGAUGUGUACCGAAAACUCACCAUCAACGAUGUGGCAUCCGGGGACGAAGACACCUACACCUGUGACGCCACUGAUGAAAAGACAUCCUGUAAACUACUUGUGGAAGAGCAGUGCAUCAGCAUUGUGCGGGAGCUGACAUCAGUAGAAGUGACAGAACCAUUUGCAGCUGUUUUCGAAGUUGAAAUCAGUAUGGAACUGGUGAAACCUCCCAUAUGGACUCUGAAUGCAGUUGCUGUGAAGGAGAGCGCCGAUGUAGAAAUGGAGAAAGAGGGCACAAUGCACAGUCUCACUUUCAAAAAGACCAAAGCAUCGAUGACAGGACCUGUGCAGUUUACAGCUGGCAAGAGCAAAUCUUUAGCCCAGCUCACAGUCAAAGAGCGUCCGCUUGAGAUUACAGAGCCCAUCAAAGAUGUCAAGGGGAAAGAGAAAAGCUCUGCGAUACUCACCUGUAAAUUCUCUGCCUCACCCAAAGAGGUAGCGUGGUUCAAAGGCCAGGUGCCUCUGACCGCUUCAGACAAGUACAACAUGAAGCAAGAUGCUACAAGGGCUCAACUAACUAUUCAAAGGUUGACUGAGGAAGACAGUGGAGAUUACCGCUGUCAGUCCGGACCUGCUGAGGCCAAAGGGACCCUUACUGUUGAAGUGCGUGAAAUGAAGAUCAGCAAGCACUUGGCAGACACAGAGGUUGAUGAAGACAACGAUGCUGUGUUCACAUGUGAGAUAAACUAUGCUGAUGAAGAGGUACAGUGGCUUCUGAAUGACAAGGUGCUCUUCACCAAUGAAGUCAACACCAUCGCACAUGAUGGGAAGGUCCACAAGCUCACACUGAAGAACUUGGCACCUCAGGACGGGGGGACUAUCACCUUUCAGGUCCGCAAGGUGAAGGAGUCAGUGACACUUAAGGUUAAAGAGAAGCGAGCAGUGUUCCUCAAGUCUCUGGAUGAUGUCAUUGGAGAGGAAAAGGGCAUGAUAACUCUGGCGUGCGAGGCGUCCAAGCCCAGGGUUUCUCCUGUAUGGAGAAAAGAAGUUAAAGUCCUAAAGGCCGGAUCAAAGUAUGAGCUCCUUCACACAGGCAAGUCUUUGGGGCUGAUCAUCAAGGACGUCACCAAAGAAGAUGCUGGAGAGUACAGUUGUGAUCUAGGAACUGAGGUUUCUAAAGCAAAGGUCACUGUAAGAGAGAUUGCCAUUGGAAUUACCAAAUGGCUGAAGUCGGCUGAGGUGAAUGAGGGAGACUCAUGUAACUUUGAGUGCAUCUUAUCUCGUGAGAGCACAGACGAGUGUUCCUGGACUCUUAAUGGAAACACUAUCACAGAUGGAGGUCGCUUCAAAGUCACCAGUAAAGGACGCAAAUACAUGCUGACCAUCAAGGAUGUGACUCCUGCUGACGCUGGAGAGGUGGUCUUGAACAUUAAAGACCUUAACUCCAAAACAACAUUAAAAGUUGAAGGCAAGGCUUCAUCCGUGUCUAAAGGACUACAGAGUGUUAGUGCUGUCCAAGGAGAAGAUGCUGUAUUUACCUGUGAGGUAACAAAAGCUAGUUCCACUGUAAACUGGUCCAUGGAAGGCAAAGCCAUCAAAAAGAGCCAGAAGUAUGACAUCAGACAAGAGGAAAAGGUCAUGAAGCUGACGAUCCAUAACAUCUCAGCUCAAGACUCCGGAGAGUACAGUUGUGAAGUUGUUGGAGGUGCAACCACUAAAGCCAAGCUGGAAAUCAAGGAGCCAAUUCAUAAAUUCACUAAAGAGCUGAAGGACAGCCAAGCUGAGGAGAAGAGCAACGUGACCUUGCAAUGUGAGACGGCACAAACCCCAUCCACUGUGGUAUGGCUUAAAGGUCACACAGAGCUCAAUGCUGGAGGUCGAUAUGAGAUGUCCCAGAAGGAGAGGGUCCUAACUCUGACCAUCAAACAGCUGGAGGAGAAAGACACGGAUAUCUACACGUGUGACGUGGGCACGGCAAAGAUCAUGGCAAAGGUGACAGUCAAUGCCCUGCCUGCCAAUUUUAAAGAGAAGCUCAACAACCAGGGGAGAAAGGAAGGGGAGUCGGUGAAACUCUGCUGCAAACUAUCGAAGCAUGCUGAUGGCGUUCAGUGGAAGAAAGGCUCUGAAGUUCUCAAAGCUGGAGAGAAGUAUGAGAUGAAGAUGGAGGAGACUUCUUGUGAACUUCAGAUUAAGAAUUUGGAGGUUGAAGAUAGUGGAGAGUACUCUUGCUUGUGCGGGGACCAGAAGACAUCUGCAACUGUGAAAGUCACUGCACUGCCGCCGACCUUCAAACAGAAGCUGGAGAGCCAGGAGGCUGAGGAGGGGGCUAGUGUUACUCUGCGUUGUGAGCUCUCCAAACCUGGAGUCCCUGUUGAGUGGAAGAAGGGAACAAAGGUCCUGAAGUCUGGAGAAAAGUACCAGAUGAAGCAGGAGGCCUCUGUGAAUAAACUCCUCAUCAACAAAGUGCUGCCAGAGGACAGUGGAGACUACAGCUGUGUGUGUGGAGACCUGAAGACCACAGCCAGUCUCAACAUUAAGGCCCAACCAGUGACCUUCAAACAGAAGCUGGAGAGCCAGGAGGCUGAGGAGGGGGCUAGUGUUACUCUGCGUUGUGAGCUCUCCAAACCUGGAGUCCCCGUUGAGUGGAAGAAGGGAACAAAGGUCCUGAAGUCUGGAGAAAAGUACCAGAUGAAGCAGGAGGCCUCUGUGAAUGAACUGCUCAUCAACAAAGUGCUGCCAGAGGACAGUGGAGACUACAGCUGUGUGUGUGGAGACCUGAAGACCACAGCCAGUCUCAACAUUAAGGCCCAACCAGUGACCUUCAAACUAAGAUUGGAGAGCCAGGAGGCUGAGGAGGGGGCUAGUGUUACUCUGCGUUGUGAGCUCUCCAAACCUGGAGUCCCUGUUGAGUGGAAGAAGGGAACAAAGGUCCUGAAGUCUGGAGAAAAGUACCAGAUGAAACAGGAGGCCUCUGUGAAUGAACUCCUCAUCAACAAAGUGCUGCCAGAAGACAGUGGAGACUACAGCUGUGUGUGUGGAGACCUGAAGACCACAGCCAGUCUCAACAUUAAGGCCCAACCAGUGACCUUCAAACAGAAGCUGGAGAGCCAGGAGGCUGAGGAGGGGGCUAGUGUUACUCUGCGUUGUGAGAUCUCCAAACCUGGAGUCCCCGUUGAGUGGAAGAAGGGAACAAAGGUCCUGAAGUCUGGAGAAAAGUACCAGAUGAAGCAGGAGGCCUCUGUGAACGAACUCCUCAUCACCAAAGUGCUGCCAGAAGACAGUGGAGACUACAGCUGUGUGUGUGGAGACCUGAAGACCACAGCCAGUCUCAACAUUAAGGCCCAACCAGUGACCUUCAAACUAAAAUUGGAGAGCCAGGAGGCUGUGGAGGGGGCUAGUGUUACUCUGCGUUGUGAGAUCUCCAAACCUGGAGUCCCUGUUGAGUGGAAGAAGGGAACAAAGGUCCUGAAGUCUGGAGAAAAGUACCAGAUGAAGCAGGAGGCCUCUGUGAAUGAACUGCUCAUCAUCAAAGUGCUGACAGAAGACAGUGGAGACUACAGCUGUGUGUGUGGAGACCUGAAGACCACAGCCAGUCUCAACAUUAAGGCCCAACCAGUGACCUUCAAACAGAAGCUGGAGAGCCAGGAGGCUGAGGAGGGGGCUAGUGUUACUCUGCAUUGUGAGAUCUCCAAACCUGGAGUCCCCGUUGAGUGGAAGAAGGGAACAAAGGUCCUGAAGUCUGGAGAAAAGUACCAGAUGAAGCAGGAGGCCUCUGUGAAUGAACUGCUCAUCAACAAAGUGCUGCCAGAAGACAGUGGAGACUACAGCUGUGUGUGUGGAGACCUGAAGACCACAGCCAGUGUCAAGAUCAAUGCUCCUCCUUCAGCUUCUAAACCAGAAUCUAAGAGUCAGGAGUCCAAAGAAACAAUCGAAGCAAAAGCCCCUGAAGCUCCCUCCAAAGUUGCUCAAGAUGAGCGGAAGAAGCAAGAGAUAAAUGAGACAGUAGAAGCUGUAACACUUCCACGUACUGGACAGACUCCUCAACAGCAGCUCCUCAAAGUGGAGGUACAUAAGGAUUCUCAAGAGCUUAAAGUUGCAGGGGAAGUUGAGAAGACGGCUGCUGGAACAGCUGCUGACACAAAGAGGCAGGGGACCAAAGAGCCACUAGAAGCCCAGCCUGUCCUUUUCAAAACCCAGCUGCAGAACCUUAUAAGACAGGAAGGGGAGAGCGCUAGUCUUCGCUGUAAAACCACAAAGCCGGGAGCCAGUGUUGUCUGGAGGUUUGGAGACAGGGUGCUGGCAUCCAGCAGCAAGUAUCAUCUGAAACAGGAAGGGACUGUAGUUGAGCUUGUCAUCUAUAAACUGCGAGGAGCUGACUCGGGAGAAUAUUCUUGUGAUGCAGGAAACCAGAGGACUUCAGCUGUCCUCAGUGUGCAGGAGGUCGAGGUUACAAUACUGAAGUUCUUGGAGAGCUGCGUUGUGUACCAGGGUGACGAUGUCCGCUUUGAAUGUCGGGUUUCUCGUGAGGAGGCACCUCUGGCCCAGUGGAAACUCCAGGAUGUCCCACUACAGAAUAACGAGAUGAACCUGAUCAAGUCUGAGGGCUGCGUACACAGCCUCAAACUCCGGGGCGUCACCACGGCUGACUCGGGAACUGUCACUUUCACAGUGGGUAACCACACAUCAACUGCUUCUUUGACAGUCAAAGCCGCUCCUGCAACAUUCAAGAAGGAGCUGGAAAGUCAAGAGGCCAUUGAAGGAGACAAAGCCAGCCUGUCCUGCGAGACUUCCAGCCCCGACUGCAAGGUGACCUGGCUGAAAGACUCCACUGUGCUCAUCCAUGGGGAGAAGUACAGUUUGGAGCAAACCGCUACAACGCACAUCCUGGUGAUACACAAGCUGGAUGUGAAGGAUAGCGGAGAAUAUACCUGCGAAACUGGGGACAAGAAAAGUACAGCUACCCUGACCGUGAAAGCACGUGUUCGCAUCACUCGAGAACUCAGCGAUGUUACUGUGACAACGGGGCAGGAUGCUGUCUUUGAGGUGGAGUUGUCACACCCAGGCGUGACAAACAGCGAAUGGUGGCUUGCAGAUAACCUCCUCCAGAAUAAUGACCUGAAUCAAAUGAGCAGCCAGGGCACAGUGCACCGACUGACCCUGAAGAUGGUGACCACAGAUGAAUCUGGAGAUGUUGCCUUCGUGUUGGGAGAAGAGAAGACUGUGGCCUGUCUUCUGGUGGAGGAGAAGCCCAAAGUGCUAAUACUAGAGAAACCACACAACACUUCGGCAGUAGAGGGUGAAACUGUCACUCUGGCCUGCACCAUCUCUGACACCAAGGCUUCUGUCACCUGGAAGAGAAACAACACGGCCAUCCAAGCAGGUCUCAAGUACGACCUGAAGAGUAACGGAGCUCUUCACCAGCUUAGUAUCAACAACCUGGUGCCUGAGGACUCAGGAACGUACACGUGUGACACUGGAGAUGCACAGUGUGACUCCACCUUGACUGUGCAAGGUACCCCCGUGUCCUUCCGCAAGGAGCUCAAGAACCACGAUGCCAUAGAGGGUGAUGAUGUUACCCUGCACUGCGAGCUGUCUAAGCCAGGUGUUCCUGUGGAGUGGAGGAAAGGAGGCCUGGUCCUCAAGCCCGGUAAGCAGUUUGAGAUGAAGCAGGAAGGAUGCAUUCAAGAGCUCUGCAUACGGAACGUGGAGCCCGAGGACAGUGGCUACUACACCUGUGAUGCGGGAGACCAGCUCACCACGGCUUCUUUGGCAGUGCAAGCGAAAGAAGUUUCCUUUGUGUGUGGUCUUAAGACCACUGACGUCUUUGUUGGGGAAUGGGCAACCUUCUCCUGCCAGCUGUCUGGUAGGGCCCCUCACAAGGUGCAGUGGUGGCUGGAUGGCACCUUGCUGGAGAACAGCCCCUUUAGUGAAAUAGGGCUGAGCCCAGGCAACAUCCACACACUCACCUUAAAGAACCUGGCCACCGAUGACUCUGGCACUGUCACAUUCGAAGCUGGCAGUUUAACAUCAACAGCCAAGCUCUUAGUCAAAGAUCCCACAGUUGAAGUGGUGAGCGAGCUGGAGGACAUUCGGGUGCUCGAAAACCAACCGGCUGAGUUCAUCUGCCAGUUCUCACGGCCGGUCAAGCCUCAGUGGAAAAAAGAUGGGCAGCCAUUACAGCCUGAUGGCCGAAGGGUGGUAGUGGAGCAGGACUGGAAUGUGGCUCGCUUGUAUAUUAGCCAUGUGUCUGCUGAGGACAGGGGAACAUACUCCUGUGAGGCAGAGGGGACCUGCGCGGUCGCUUCACUUUUUGUGGAAGGAAAACCCAUUGACAUUGUCCAGGGCCUGGAGAAUGUAGAAACCUUUGAUGGAGGUGAAGUGCUGCUUGAGUGUGCCCUGUCUCGUCCUGAGAGCAAAGAUUGCCACUGGUUCCUCGAUGGGAAACCAGUAAAGGAAUCCCCUAAUGCUGAGAUUGUAACAUUUGAGAGUGGUCGUCGUCAUCUGCUCCUUCUGAAAGAGUUGCGAGUGACAGACAGUUGCACAGUGACUUUCAAAGUUGGCACAGCCUCCACAUCGGCCCAACUCUCCGUCAAACGCUGGCAACUGGAUGUUGUGAAGAGUCUGGAGGACAAGGUGGCUGCAGUGGGAGAAAAGGUUGAGUUUAAUGUCGAACUCACAGAGCCUGUCCCUUCAGCAGAAGUAGCCUGGUAUAUGAAUGGGGUUGAGAUCAAACCCAGCGACCUCUGGGCCUUGAGAGCUGACGGCUGUUCUUAUCGCCUCGUCCUGAGGAAGGCCCCUCUAAUGCCACAGCAAGAAAUUACAUUUGCUGCUAGAGAUGCUCUCUCUUUGGCCAAGCUCACCAUCAUCACUGUACCUGAUCCUCCAGAGGACCCAGAAGUUCUCACUAAGACAGAAAGGUCUGUCAACCUGUCUUGGUUCACUCCUCUACAUGAUGGAGGGAGUCCCAUUCUGGGAUACAGGGUGGAGAUGCGUCUGGUGGACAGUUCCCUCUGGCUCCCAUGUCACUCUGACCCUGUGUUUAACACAGAGUUUGUGGUUGAAAAUCUUACAGCAGGGAGUGGCUACAGGUUCAGAGUGGCAGCCACUAACAGAGCUGGGAUUGGAGAGCCUGUUGAGAUGCCACACACUGUGCAGCUUGAAGCACCAAUCCAGCCAGCAGUUUGCCCAGGUGUAGAAGCCAAACAGACUGAGGCUGAGACUAUGGGACAACCCAGUCUGCCUCCAGAAGCUGCUGAAGAAGGUGAUGUUCAUGAGCUGUGGGAGGAAUCGGCCAAGAAACGCCGCAUGAGUCGUGAACCCACUCUGGACUCCAUCACUGAACAACCUGAGGAAGACGGUAAAGGUGGUAAAAAGAAGUCAGAGAAAGUGGAAAUUAAAUCAGAAGAGAAGGAGCUGGCCAUUGUGUCUAAGACGCAGGUAGAGUCCAAAAUUAGCACCACCUCAGAGGAUGAGUCUGUUUCUGGGGGUUCAACACUUGUCUCCUACCUCAAGAAAAGCAGCACUUCUUCUGUCACAGCAACCAAUGAGAGAGAGACUUUGACUACUGAGAAGUUCUUCGCACAUUUCAAGAUGGAAGAGCAGACAGUGCAGGAGUCUAGGGUGGAAACAACCAUAAUACAGCAGACAGAUGCAAAACAGGUGUCAACAGAGGAGACUGAGAUCAUGGAGAUCAGUAAAGAGGAUGAGCCUGAACUCAGAGAUGCUGCCAUUAAGAUUCAAGCGGCCUUCAAGGGCUACAAAGCCCGCAAGGACAUGCGCCCUGUCUUUAAAGAUGCCUUCAAAGACCAGACCAAAGAACCUAACGGCACUAUACAUCUAGAAUGCAUUGCAGAAGGUAAACCUGAUAAGGUGCGCUGGCUGAAGGAUGGAGAACCACUGACUGAUGGCAAGCACCACCAUAUUGAUAUCUACAAUGAUGGCACUUGCUCACUGGUUAUCACUGCCAUCACCAUAAAAGAUACUGGGGUCUACACAUGUGAGGUCACCAACAAGUAUGGAGUCACGUCUCACAGUGGUAAGGUCACAGUAGGAACGGAGAGAGAAUCAUCUGGGCGGCGGCCGCUGACCGUGGGCUACAGUGCCGACAGCGAGCCGGACAGCUCCUCAGGAAGUGAGAUGGAUGAGUCUCUGAGGCAGGCAAGCAAACGUCUGUGCCGCCUGCUGCGAUCAAGUCUCCCUCCGAAUGUUGAGGAAGAAUCAUUUGUCAGCGCAGAUGAAGGAGACCUGGGUCCUCCAGAUCCACACUCUUACCGGGAGGACGACUGUUACAUCUACAUUCGUUUUGACUCCCGGACAGAGGCUGAGGUUGCUUCAAAGAGGUUUCAGGAGAUGUUUACAAUCCAUGGGGUUCCUGUGGAUACCAGCAUCCUGGAGGCUGGGCCUCUCAAAGUGGAGCUGCGAAUUAGAAAGAUGGGCUACAUGCAAGAUGGCGCACAGACCCCCACACAAGAAAGACAGCCAGUUGCGUUUAUGGCUGGAGCCCAGGCUGCCCCAGUCUUCUUGACUGAGCUACAAAGUCAGGAUGUUCCUGACGGUUAUCCAGUCAGCUUUGACUGUGUUGUGAUUGGCAAGCCCCCUCCCUCCGUUCGCUGGUACAAGGACGGUAAAUUGCUGGAGGAGAAUGACCAUUAUAUGAUUAAUGAAGAUCAGGAAGGCUGCCACCAACUCAUCAUCACCACCGUGCUGCCCACUGACAUGGGCGCCUAUCGUUGCACAGCUGAAAACAGCAGCGGCAUCACUGCCACUAAGGCUGAGCUCAGGGUUGACAUGUCUUGCAGCUCAGAUUAUGACACUGCUGCUGAUGCCACUGAGACAUCUUCCUAUGUCAGUGCCAAGGGCUACAUGUCCAGGGAAACUGAGACCUUUGAGUCUGUAGCUGAAGAUGAUCAGCUUCCACAAGUUGUGGACGAGCUUCAUGAUGUUCAUGUCUGUCCAGGUUCACCUAUUGCUAAGCUGCAGCUCAAAGUAAAGGGCUUCCCCAAACCCAGAAUAUACUGGUUCAAAGAUGGCCAGCCCCUGCGCCCUUCAGACAGGGUUCUGCUGCUAGCAGAGGGAGAUGUUCAUGGUGUUGAGAUCCUGGAGGUGAAGAAAGAGGAUAUGGGAGAGUACUCUGCUUACAUCAGCAACGCAGCUGGUUCUGCAUACUCCUCUGCCCGCCUGAUGGUUCUGCGUCCAGGUGAAAUGAUGCCACAAGAUAAAAGAGACCCCAAGGUGCCCCUGGUGCCGCCCCGCUUCAUUGAAAGGUUCAGCAACAGGAAGGUGAAACAUGGAGCCAGCAUCACUCUGUCUGUCAAAGUAGAAGGCUCUCCUACUCCAAUGGUCUCCUGGCUUAAGGAGGAGUCAGUGGAAGACGUCCUGUGGAUAAAGCCUGACACCAAGGGAUACAAAAUAGCAAGCUCAGGGCGCCAGCACAGCCUCAUCUUGAUGGACGUGGGCACAGAGUACACCGGAGCCUACACCUGCAUUGCCACCAAUAGAGCGGGACAGUCCAUCUGCACGGCCCACCUCGAGGUCGAUGAUGUACCACAACCAAAGAAAGAGACCAAACUAUCAGAGGUGUUUGGAUUCACAGUUAGUCCUCCAGAAGAGGAGGUUGUCAAAGCAAAAGAGAGUAAAAUGUCCUACCUAGGUGAAGUAGGUACAGAGGAAUUCCUCAUGAAACUGACAACCCAGAUCACUGAAAUGGUAUCGGCAAAGAUGACCCAAGACAGUUCACAGAAUCAUGAAGUGCUCCAGUGGAUGAAAUCUUGGCCCAAAGCUACCACUUCAUUACGCGUACCAGGUGCUGACAGUGAUGAUGAGACCAAGACUCCUUCUCCUUCACCUCAUCACGGCCGCUCUCGUCCUCCCUCUCUCAUCGCUGACUCCUCCUCUGAGUCUGAUGAGGGGGAUGCCAGGGGAGAGAUGUUUGACAUAUAUGUCGCAACGGCUGACUACAACCCCACCAUAUCAAACAAAGAAGCCAUCUCUCUGAAGGAGGGACAGUAUGUUGAGGUUUUGGACUCAGCUCAUCCUCUCAAGUGGUUAGUCCGGACCAAACCCACCAAAACUACACCAUCGCGCCAAGGCUGGGUCUCACCUGCCUACCUGGACAAGAAACUCAAACUAUCUGCUGAUCCGAGUGACCUUCCAGAGAAUAAUGACGAGGAGGUGACUGAGGGUGAAUACAAGAGGAAAUUAUUCCAACUGAUCCAAGACCUGAUAAACAGUGAAUCACAGUUUGUGAAAGAGGUCGACUUCUUCACCUCCCAUCACGUGAAGCAUGCAGACAGCCCUGAUGCACCGCCUGAUGUCAGCAGCCAGAAGGAAGCCAUAUUCAGGAACAUUGAUGAUAUCCAGUCUUUCCACAGCAGGGCAUUCCUCCCAAAGUUAAAUGACUGUGAAACAGAUGAUGACGUAGCCAUGUGCUUCCUGAAGAACAAGGAGGGCUUUGAGAAGUAUCUCCAAUAUCUUGUUGGUCAGAGUAAGGCUGAGUCGGCUAUCAGUGACAAGGCCGUUCACCGCUUCUUCAAGGAGUACACAGACAAAGUGCAAGCCAGUGCAGACCCUGCUGACCCCCCUGUACGCAGCAUCAACGCCAGCCUCCAGCACCCACUGGACAGGGUACAGAAGUACAAGGCGGUCCUCAAGGAGCUCAUCAGAAACAAGGCAAAGAAUGGCCAGAACUGCUGCCUCCUGGAAGAAGCGUAUGCCAUGGUGUCUGCACUCCCUCAGCGCUCUGAGAAUACCCAUCAUGUCGGCAUGAUCGAGAACUAUCCUGCCACACUGGAAGUAUUAGGAGAGCCGAUAAGACAGGGACCCUUCCAAGUGUGGGAAGGCGCUCCUGGAAUAAGGACGUCCUCUAGAGGUCAUCACCGCCACGUCUUCCUGUUUAAGAACUACUGCAUAAUCUGCAAACCCAAGAGAGACAGCAACACAAAUACACAAGCAUAUGUCUUUAAGAACAUGAUGAAGUUGAAUAACAUUGAUGUGAAUGAGAUAGUGGAGGGUGAUGACCGUGCCUUUGAGAUCUGGCAUGAGCGCGAGGACUCUGUGAGGAAAUACACCCUGCAGGCCCGAACUGUUAACAUCAAGAACUCAUGGCUGAGAGACUUCAGAGAACUGCAGCAGCGAUACAGCACGCCUGCAUGGAGUCGUCCUGACUUUGAUGAAAUCCUGGCUAACUGCACAGCAGAGCUCGGUCAGACUGUAAAGCUGGCCUGCAAAGUCACUGGAGUCCCCAAACCUACGGUCACGUGGUACAAGGAUGGGCGUGCUGUGGAGGCAGACCCUCACCACAUCAUCAUCGAGGACCCUGACGGUUCCUGCACGCUGAUCUUGGACAACAUGAGCGCAGAUGAUUCUGGACAGUACAUGUGCUUUGCCACAAGCUCAGCAGGCAAUGCCAGCACUCUCGGCAAGGUCACUGUCCAGGUGCCUCCUCGCUUUGUGAAUAAAAUGCGGAAUGCUACAUUUGUUGCUGGUGAGGACACUCAGUUCACCUGUGUCAUACAGAGCGCCCCUAACCCCAAGAUCAGGUGGUUCAAGGACAGCAGGCUGCUGACUGACCAGCAGAAGUAUCAGACCUACAGCGAGCUCCGCAGUGGGGUUCUGGUUUUGGUAAUCAAAAACCUGACAGAGAGAGACCUGGGACACUACGAGUGCGAGUUGUCCAACCGUCUGGGCAAUGCUAAGUGUGCUGCUGAUUUGGCUCCUCCCUCUGCUGUGGCCCGCUCUGCUGAACAGGCCAUCACUAUUGAAGUCACUGAGCAGGAGACGAGAAUACCAAGGAAAACCAUCAUCAUUGAGGAGACCAUAACCACUGUGGUGAAGAACCCACGUAUGAGGCGACACAAGUCCCCCGGCUUGACUCUUGCUGGAGCCCACCGCUCCGAGACCUCCACCCCAGAGCCCCCUACAGCCAGGCCGAGGAGGAUGUCCACUCAGAGAAAGACCACCAUCCCCACCCUCUAUGUUACUCAACCCGAAGGCGCUGAAGCCAGAGCCAUGGAGAGCAGGUGGGUGGAGGUCGAGGAGGUCAUCGAGUAUAAAGUCAAUAAAUCUCCCAGGGUGUCGAGGAGGAGAGGCAUCUCCCCGGCAACGUCUGAACGCUCAUCGACUCCUUUAAGAGCCAAGAGGUCUCCACCUGAGAGAAACCCCAACGUCAACAACUCCAACAACAAGCUGCUGGAGCAGGCUCAGCUGCAGGGAGACGUCAGCAGCUCCCCGCUCUCCUGGGAGGAAGAGGAUGGGAGCGUUUCCCCGGAUGCUGUCUCUGGAGACCCCCAUGAGCUCUCCUCCAUCCUCACUCAAGCAGGAGAGGACAGCGAGGACAUGGACGAUGAUCAAACUGUCAUCUUUGAGCCCGAUGAUGAAGAUGAUAACUCUCUCGGUAAGCAAGAGCCUAAGAUCCUGACACAAGGAGGCCGUGUUCUGACUCUGGAAGACUUGGAGGAUUACGUGCCAGAAGAAGGUGAAAACUACGGCUCUACCAGCACCCCCGCUGCUGAGAAGCCCUGCGAGAUCUCGGUGCUGCAGAGGGAGAUCGGCGGCUCCGCGGUGGGACAGCCGGUGCUCCUCAACGUGGGCCGGCCGGGCGUGGGGCCGAGGCAGAGGAGCGGCUUCUUCGGCCGCUUCAGGGAGCAUCUCUCCAGCAGCCUCUUCACGCCUGCGGCCCCCCCAGCCAGCGGAGCUCGGGCCAGGACGGAAAGACACGUCCCCAUCCAAGUGAGCCACGCUAAGCUGGAGGUGAAGCCUUCGUACUGCUCCGAGGUGCAGCGGGUCGAGGGCGGGCAGCAGAGCUUUAAAACCAAAGUGUCAACUCAGACCUACGGCUACACUUCAGUGGGCAACCCUGUCACUCUGCAAAUAAGUGAUAACCUUUAUCAGAACCAGUAGAAGCAAACCGUUUUAAUUUGGUACCACACACCCUCUUAGUCUUAAAUGGGGACAUUUCUACGUACAUGGUGAAUAAGACAUAUCCUAAAGAAUAUUAGCUGCAUAUAACAAACCAUUCCAUUUGGAAGUUGCCUAGAAAGAAAGAAGACUCAUCUUCUUGAGUCUUUUUCUCGACAAAUGGCUAGAGUCAGAUGGUCUCUUUAGACUAGGCGAAUAAGACAAUGUCACUGUAAGCAUGUUUCAACCCAAACUGCUUUGUUACACCUGCAUAUUCACUCAUGCAGUAUGUGUUGUAUAACAUGGUGGGGAGACAGAAAAGGAAAUUAAGGUUUGACUGAAGAGAAAUGUAAUCAUCUUUUGCUGAGUUACAUUUUAUUUUACAAAAAUACAUAAUGUUCACUCGAACCCAGCUUCGAGUAUGGGCGGAAUAUGAGAAAAUGGGCACCACCACCUGUCCUAAAUACGAGCAAGACACUCUAUUUAGCCUCUUAUUUUAAGGGUAAAUAAAAAGCCUCUAGUUGUAUCUCUUUGUAGUUGUUUUGUGUAUUUACGUGGUCAUGUAGUGUCUCUUUUUGUUGUCUUUGUAUGAUUUUAUGUCUUUUUGUAGUUAGUUUCAAUCUACUUUGUAAUUGUUUUGGUCUUUUUGUUAUAUCUUUAUUUUGUUGUUUUGACACUUAUUGAGGUUGCUUUGAGUCUCUUGGUGGUCAUUUUGUCUCUAUGUUGUUGUCUUGCCCUUUUACAAAAUGGUGUUAGUCUGUUCUCUCUUUGUAGUGGUUUUACUUCUCUUGGUGGUAGGCCUGUACUAUACAUCCAUGCCUUCAUGAAAUCAUGAUCCUUGACCCACCAAUAUUUACUGAUCCAGACAUUAUCCCUUGUGAUGACUCCUGCUAUAUACACAAACAAAUACAUUAUAUUAAGGUAUAUAGAUUUGAUUUCAGUUUGACUUUUGUACCUUUCGAAAAUGUUGCCUUUUGCACUCACACAGUGCCUUAGAUUCCUGGAGUUAACGUCUACUAGUGAGGUCAGUCUCUCGUUGAGUAUUGCUAUAAGUAUAUUUAAAUGUGCAACACUGAUGAUCUGCUAUUUACAACCGAACUGUGUUGACCGUUUUGGUCCAUGGACUGUUUAAGUUUAAUCAAAUGUGCUGUCAAGUGAGUCAGUGUGGCAAAGUCACACAUACGCUCUACUUUGGUUGUUUGUGCCUUAAUUGUUGGUGAGCAGCUUCUUCAAAUAUGGCAUUUAUACAUGAACAUCUAUUUGAUGGUGAACCUGUUUCACAUCCGAUCUCUGUGUUUGACUACACUCAUGUCAUUUACUAUAGCGAGACAUGUUUCUAUCAAUAAGUGAAUGUUGAUUUUUGUGUGCCUCUUAAUGCAGUGCCAUUACCUGUCAUUUUACAGAUAUAACAGGGACAUUCAUAUGUGGGUGACAGAUAUUUAGAUGAGUGACUGCAUGUAUUUGCCUUUGCAAAGCACACGUGUUUAUCUAGAGUAACAAAAGCUGUAAUGAUGUAUUUGAUUGAGAGAAAAUGUUUAUGCAAAGUACUUGAGCUCACAUAAUUUACUACCUUGCCAAUUUAAAAAAUGACUAGAAAACAGGAACUUAAAGAUGUGUGGUGUUUGCGUUGUUUCUUAAAGGUAUUCUAGAAAGUUACAAGUAUAAUAUUAUGUAUUAAUAUUAAUGAACUAACAGAUUGUAAUGCUUGUACUGUACAUGUGUAGUUUUUUGAAAAAUGUUUGAAUAUUCAGUGUUA
Trematomus bernacchii (emerald rockcod) is the source of this 21655-nucleotide messenger RNA. RefSeq names its product obscurin, cytoskeletal calmodulin and titin-interacting RhoGEF b (gene obscnb). The transcript is spliced from 84 exons. The record is from RefSeq and is a predicted model, not a curated record. The coding region runs from base 1 to 19902 and encodes 6633 amino acids. Lineage: Eukaryota; Metazoa; Chordata; Actinopteri; Perciformes; Nototheniidae. Gene Ontology annotation, molecular function: protein binding; guanyl-nucleotide exchange factor activity.